Toxorhynchites rutilus septentrionalis is the source of this 898-nucleotide messenger RNA. RefSeq names its product trypsin 5G1-like. Lineage: Eukaryota; Metazoa; Arthropoda; Insecta; Diptera; Culicidae. Gene Ontology annotation, biological process: proteolysis. The transcript has a single exon. Gene Ontology annotation, molecular function: serine-type endopeptidase activity. The record is from RefSeq and is a predicted model, not a curated record. Bases 19 to 816 code for a protein of 265 amino acids.
GAAUAAUUCGGAGUCAACAUGUAUCGACAAUUCGGGCUGCUAAUCGCCACCUGCAUCGCCGUAAGCUAUGGCAUCAGUAGCAUAUCCCAGCCGCUACGUCCGUGGUGGAACGACGCUCCCUCUACUGGUCGCGUUGUUGGAGGCUACGAAGUCGACAUCCUGGACGUGCCGUUCCAGGUUUCCGUUGCCAACGAUUACGGACACUUCUGCGGUGGCACGAUCAUUGGAGAGCGUUGGAUUCUAACUGCCGGACAUUGUGUGGAUGAGGACUCAUAUGUUGCGCUGAUGGUUCGUGUUGGCUCCUCCCGGCGAUCCAACGAUGGACAAUUGUUGAAGGUUAAGCGUGUGGUGCGACAUCCGCUAUAUGACAGUUGGACCAUUGAUUAUGACUAUGCGCUGCUUGAGCUGGAGGAAGCGAUAGAACUGAACGAAAAGUUCUACGCUGCUGAGCUACCUGAAGAAAAUGAACCUGUUGCAGAUGGUACUCUGCUGCAAGUUUCCGGGUGGGGCCAAACAUUGAACUCCCUCGAAUCCAACGAAGUGCUCAGAGCUGCCUAUGUCCCGUCGGUGAGCCAAGAGAGCUGUGCUAGGGCAUAUGCGUCCUCGGGAUUGAUAACCGAACGGAUGCUAUGCGCCGGAUAUGAGAAAGGAGGCAAGGAUUCUUGCCAGGGAGAUUCCGGUGGACCCCUGGUGGAGGGCACAAAGCUGGUUGGCGUUGUAUCCUGGGGAAUGGGAUGUGCUCUGGAAGGUUUUCCAGGAGUCUACGCUCGAGUUGCAGUCGCUCGUAAUUGGAUAAGACAACAUAGCGGUCUAUAAAUUGUGUAUAUGACAUGUGUGUGUUUUGUAACGACUCAAUGUAAUAAAUAAUCAGCAGCAGUAUAGCAGAAAUGCUAACAAA